Molecule: messenger RNA, 3246 nt
Organism: Cervus elaphus (red deer)
Lineage: Eukaryota; Metazoa; Chordata; Mammalia; Artiodactyla; Cervidae
Gene: TM9SF3
Product: transmembrane 9 superfamily member 3
Exons: 15
Coding region: 191-1954 (587 amino acids)
Biological process (GO): protein localization to membrane
Cellular component (GO): membrane
Source: RefSeq, a predicted model, not a curated record
AGAGGCAGGGAGGCGCGGGGGGCGGGGGAGGCUCCGGAGCGGGCGGUGACGGCGGCGGCGCGGAGGAGCAAGCGGCUGGGCCCGGGCCCCGUGCGUCUGUCCGCGCCCCGUGGAUGCGAAUCGGCCGCGGCGGAGGCGGCGGCGGAGGAGGAGUCGGUGGGCCGGCGCCGGGCCGGUGGGAGCGCGGAGGAUGAGGCCGCUGCCGGGCGCUCCCGGCGUGGCGGCGGCCGCCGCGCUGUUGCUGCUGCUGCUGCCCCGGGCCCGGGCGGACGAGCACGAGCACACGUAUCAGGAUAAAGAGGAAGUUGUCUUAUGGAUGAAUACUGUUGGGCCCUACCAUAAUCGCCAAGAGACAUAUAAGUACUUUUCACUUCCAUUCUGUGUGGGGUCAAAAAAAAGUAUCAGUCAUUACCAUGAAACUCUGGGAGAAGCACUUCAAGGAGUUGAAUUGGAAUUUAGUGGUCUGGAUAUUAAAUUCAAAGAUGAUGUGAUGCCAGGCACUUACUGUGAAAUUGACUUAGAUAAAGAAAAGAGAGAUGCAUUUGUGUAUGCUAUCAAAAAUCACUACUGGUACCAGAUGUACAUAGAUGACUUACCAAUAUGGGGUAUAGUUGGUGAAGCAGAUGAAAAUGGAGAAGAUUAUUAUCUUUGGACCUAUAAAAAACUUGAAAUAGGCUUUAAUGGAAAUCGAAUUGUUGAUGUUAAUCUUACUAGUGAAGGAAAGGUGAAACUGGUUCCCAAUACUAAAAUCCAGAUGUCAUAUUCAGUAAAAUGGAAAAAAUCAGAUGUAAAAUUUGAAGAUCGAUUUGACAAAUAUCUUGAUCCAUCCUUUUUUCAACACAGGAUUCACUGGUUUUCAAUUUUCAACUCCUUCAUGAUGGUUAUCUUCUUGGUGGGCUUAGUUUCAAUGAUUUUAAUGAGAACUUUAAGAAAAGAUUAUGCCCGGUAUAGUAAAGAAGAAGAAAUGGAUGACAUGGAUAGAGACCUUGGAGAUGAGUAUGGAUGGAAGCAGGUACAUGGAGAUGUAUUUAGACCAUCAAGUCACCCACUGAUAUUUUCCUCUCUCAUUGGUUCUGGAUGUCAGAUAUUUGCUGUGUCUCUCAUUGUUAUUAUUGUUGCAAUGAUAGAAGAUCUGUAUACAGAGAGGGGGUCAAUGCUCAGUACAGCCAUAUUUGUCUAUGCUGCUACAUCUCCAGUGAAUGGUUAUUUUGGAGGAAGUCUGUAUGCUAGACAAGGAGGAAGGAGAUGGAUAAAGCAGAUGUUCAUUGGUGCAUUCCUCAUCCCAGCUAUGGUGUGUGGCACUGCCUUCUUCAUCAAUUUUAUAGCCAUUUAUUACCAUGCUUCGAGAGCCAUUCCUUUUGGAACAAUGGUGGCUGUUUGUUGCAUCUGUUUUUUUGUUAUCCUUCCUCUAAAUCUUGUUGGUACAAUACUUGGCCGAAAUCUGUCAGGUCAACCCAACUUUCCUUGUCGUGUCAAUGCUGUGCCUCGUCCCAUACCGGAGAAAAAAUGGUUCAUGGAGCCUGCAGUUAUUGUUUGCCUAGGAGGAAUUUUACCUUUUGGCUCAAUCUUUAUUGAAAUGUAUUUCAUCUUCACCUCUUUCUGGGCGUACAAGAUCUAUUAUGUCUAUGGCUUCAUGAUGCUGGUGCUCGUCAUCCUGUGCAUCGUGACUGUCUGUGUGACCAUCGUGUGCACGUACUUUCUACUCAAUGCAGAGGAUUACAGGUGGCAAUGGACAAGUUUUCUCUCUGCUGCAUCCACUGCAAUUUAUGUUUACAUGUAUUCCUUUUACUACUAUUUUUUCAAAACAAAGAUGUAUGGCUUAUUUCAAACAUCAUUUUACUUUGGAUAUAUGGCGGUAUUUAGCACAGCCUUGGGGAUAAUGUGUGGAGCAAUUGGUUACAUGGGAACAAGUGCCUUUGUCCGAAAAAUCUAUACUAAUGUGAAAAUUGACUAAAGACCCAAGAAAGCCUGGAACUUCGGAUCAAUUUCUCUUUCACAGGGGUGGAACUUGCACAGCAAAAAAAAAAAAAAGGCGCAAGAAGAGAUUUGGGCUUUAACACUGGGUACUUUGUGGGUCUCUUUCGUGGAUGGCUUAAAGUAACAUCUAUUUCCAUUGAUCCUAGGUUCUUACUGACUGCUUUCUCCAACUGUUCACAGCAAAUGCUUGGAUUUUAUGCAGUAGGCAUUACUACAGUACAUGGCUAAACUUCCCAAAAACUAGCUCAUUAAAGAUGAAAUAGACCAGCUCUCUUCAGUGAAGAGGACAAAUAGUUUAUUUAAAGCAUUUGUUCCAAUAAAAUAAAUAGAGGGAAACUUGGAUGCUAAAAUUACAUGAAUAGAAAUCUUCCUGGCACUAGUGUUUCUACAAUACUGAAAAAUGAUGUUCCAGAAAGAUUACUUUUUUUCUCUUAUUUUUACUGCCAUCAUCAACCUGUUGUGGGACAUUUUUAUAUAUUGAACCUGGGUUCUUUUUUGACCUGCUUUUUUUCCGCCCCCAAUUCAACUGCAUCCUUUUUUUUUUUUUAAGAGAAAAUUUUAAAAUAUUAAAUCCUGCAUGUAAUAUAUCUGCUGUCAUCUUAGUUGGACCAACUUCCCAUUUAUUUAUCUUAAAACUAUCCAGUUACAUCUUAAUUCCAUCCAAAGAAGAUACAGUUUGAAGAUAGAGGUGUACUCUCUACAAUGCAAUUUACUGUACAGUUAGGAAGCAAAUUGUUAAAUGGAGAAGAUAUUUGUUUUUAUUAAACAUUUUGAGAUUUAGAUAAACUACAUUUUAACUGAAUGUCUAAAGUGAUUAUCUGCCCCCUCCCCCCAAGUUAGUCUUACAUCUUUUUUGGGUUUGAAUGAAGGUUUUACAUAAGAAAUUAUUAAAAACAAGGGGGGUGGGUAAUAAAUGUAUAUAACAUUAAAUAAUGUAAUGUAGGUGUAGAUUCCCAAAUGCAUUUGGAUGUACAGAUUGACUACGGAGUACUUUUUUCUGAUGAUGAUUGGUGUAGAAAUGUGUGAAUUUGGGUGGCUUUUUACAUCUUGCCUACCAGUGCAUGAAACAUUGGGGUUUCUUCAAAAUGUGUGUGUCAUACUUCUUUUGGGAGGGGGGAUUGUUUUCUUUUGUUUUUCUUCCUGAGACUCCCUACAGGAGCCAAAUUUGUAAUUUAGAAACAUUUAAUUUUGUUAAUCCUGUCUGGGGCACUUAAGUAACAUCUGAAGCAUUACUGCUUUAGAAUGUUAAAAUAAAAUUUCCUGACCAAA